UCUUUAGUGUGGGCAUCUGGCUGUGACAGCCGGGUGCUCACUGCGCAUGCGCACCUGUCAUGUCCACAGUGUCUGGUCAUCUCCUGUACUGUCUGCAGUCUCUUGGUCAUCCCCUGUACUGUCUGCAGUCUCUCUGGUCAUCCCCUGUACUGUCUGUAGUCACUGGUCAUCCCCUGUACUGUCUGCAGUCUCUGGUCAUCCCCUGUACUGUCUGUAGUCACUGGUCAUCCCCUGUACUGUCUGCAGUCUGUGGUCAUCUCCUGUACUAUGUCCGUAGUCUCUGGUCAUCCCCUGUACUAUGUCCGCAGUUUCUGGUCAUCUCCUGUACUGUGUCCGCAGUCUCUGGUCAUCUCCUGUACUGUGUCCGCAGUCUCUGGUCAUCCCCUGUACUGUGUCCGCAGUUUCUGGUCAUCCCUUGCACUGUGUCCACAGUCUCUGGUCAUCCGUACUGUGUCUGCAGUCUCUGGUCAUUCCCUGUACUGUCUGCUGUCUCUGGUCAUCUCCUGUACUGUGUCCACAGUCUCUGGUCAUCUGUACUGUGUCCACAGUUUCUAGUAAUCUCCUGUACUGUGUACGUAGUCUCUGGUCAUCCCCUG
Molecule: messenger RNA, 596 nt
Organism: Staurois parvus
Lineage: Eukaryota; Metazoa; Chordata; Amphibia; Anura; Ranidae
Source: the annotation of a GenBank genome assembly